AGUAACAGCAUGGAAAGGCUUAAUAAAAUAAUAGUAAAAAAGUAUUUUACAAGUAACGAACACAUAAAACCAUCAGAUCUUCUAACAGAUGAAGAAUACCAGAUCGUGAAGAAUUGCCAAUUGAACGAUUUACUCAAGACCGAAACCCACCCUGCAGCGCUAGAUCGGAUUUGCGAAGGGGAAAAACUGCAGACGGCUGAAUUUUAUGAACAGAAAGAGAAAAGAUAUAAACGGGAUGUCGUGAAACUGAGCCGCAAACCUGGGAAGGGUGCUGGACAGCCGCGUACUGUUAGGCAAGUGGUACCUUCUCACGAUACACAAACAGUUACUGUUGAUGAUCUGCCUUCCACCCGCAAUAAUCAACCUUCGGCUCAGCUUAUUGCAACUGAAGGUGUGAUGGAACCAACCAGAUCAAACGAAUCACACGGACCACCGAACGAUCCCUAUCAGUUGCGCGAAGAAAUUGCACCCAUACCGAUCGUAAUGCCAUUAGCAGUACUACCAGAUGAUGAGAACUUUGGUAGUAACGAUGUGGAUGGGGCGCGGGAUUUUUUGCAACUGUGCACCGGCGAGAAGUUGCCACCAAUGUCGAUGAGACAGACGAUGACACGGGACAUGUUGCUUUCACAACUGCCGAGCAUUCCCAUAGUUCCACCGCUUGCGGAUAACUUUCAAGAGCUUGACUUGAAAAGCAUUAAUACGCCCAUGUUUAAGAGACCGUUGGGGACCAGCACACCGCUCGUAACGGGUCAAGUUGCUCAAAUGGGUCUGGAUGGUUCUAAUCUAGAUGCACAAAUUCCACUACCUGCUUUACCGCAAUAUCUUGCAGAAGAAAUAGUUGGCGGGCCAACCGAAAGUCCAACUGAUGCCGUUCCUCUGGACACGGCGGUUGCAUCGAUUCCAGCGACUGUUGCAGCGGUUCCAGCGACUGUUGCAGCGGUUCCAGCGACUGUUGCAGCGGUUUCAACGGAAGUUCAACCAGGACCAUCGCGAGAGAAUUCUGGACCGUCAUGUUCAAGGGUGUCAGCCAGACCAGCAAUAGUAGAAAGUAAUUCCUCUUCAGAGCUGUUAGCAGCACCUGCACCGCGUCGAAGACGUAUCCAGCAAGAGAGCUCGUUUACGGAACGUUUGGAACCGUUCGAAAUGACAGUAUCAUUUCCAAAGCCGAGACGAAAUUUCGAUAUUUUUAGCUUUCCGUAUCAUGCGAUCUGGAACAAAGCGAUACAGGACGUCCAGAAUCAAUUGUCUGAAAGCUACAAGCAGCAUCAAUUGCGCGAACUACUGGUCAUGCGUGAGGUGGCACCAGAAGCGCAGAGAAUUGACUCAGGCUUCCAACAAACGCCUUACGAAUUGACUAGUCGUCCACCUACAAUGAGCGUGACUGAAACAUCGAAUUUAGUUGCGAUCAACCAAAUAGGCGGUAAACAGUCAAACGUGCAAUCGAUUCAGCAAGAUACGUUAAUGACGCCCGAUAUGGUAGCGAGCAUUCAUCCGAAUGAACUGGAGGCAUUGGGUUCAAUUGAUGGAAAGUUGACGGAAGUGUCGGAACGUUUCCACUUGAAACCUAUUACGGAUGGGACGUCCACAGGCCAAGAAAAGACAGCGACUGAACAGCUACAACCUGUAGAAAAUGUUCCAACGGUAUUGAAGGAAUCAUUGAAAGAUAACGUCGUACAACCGGUAGUCGAAACGGACUCACGACCGGAGAAAAAACCUAAACGAGGAAAUCGUAACAUGAAAACGCCAGUUCAUAACGAAAAUGAUCCCAUGCCGGAUGUGAGUUCUGUGCUGUUUAAUCAGGCACAGGAGCUCGAAACAAUAGCGACCAAUGAAGAAGCUGUAGAGGAGAUGUUACCAAUCGAUACAAUGGUCGUCGAUAUAUUGCUCACAGUGCAGGGCGCAAUGAAUAAUGAGGAGCAACUCGGACAUCCGCUUUCAUUGCAACGCUUACGACAGUUAUUGCAGGCAAACUCUUGUUUAAGCGCUGCGAAAUUAUUCAAAAACAUUAUACUACUGAAGCAGGCCAAUCUGUUGACGGUUGAGAGUAACGUUGACCAUUACAUUUGUAACGUUAGUUUAAAGUUGCCACAGGUGGAUGUUUCUGAUGCUACCUUAAUUACCCCAGUUUGA
Molecule: messenger RNA, 2130 nt
Organism: Anopheles marshallii
Lineage: Eukaryota; Metazoa; Arthropoda; Insecta; Diptera; Culicidae
Exons: 6
Coding region: 10-2130 (706 amino acids)
Source: RefSeq, a predicted model, not a curated record